Messenger RNA from Cotesia glomerata, 6118 nucleotides. RefSeq lists its product as uncharacterized. The record is from RefSeq and is a predicted model, not a curated record. Bases 711 to 4277 code for a protein of 1188 amino acids. The transcript is spliced from 9 exons. Lineage: Eukaryota; Metazoa; Arthropoda; Insecta; Hymenoptera; Braconidae.
UUUAUCCUGCUUACUCUCAUCCGUUUGUGUGAACGUAGUGUAGGGCCCCAUUCGAAUUCGGAGUACUGUAUGUACAAGUUGAGUCUUUCUUUGCUUUAAUAUAUCCCCCGCUUUCUGAUGCAGCGCUUCUUCACUAGUACGGUUUUUCUUUCUCCUGUCUCGACUUACCAUCAGACGUACUCGGUUACGCGAUAGGUCGGGUCGUUGGUUCUUCAGCUUUGCUUCUUUUUCAUCUUCCUCUGUGUGUUGAUUAUUAUUUGUGAGAAUUCUUCUUCACUUGGCAAACGCGUUACUCUGUUCUAUUAUAAAUAGACGUCAGUAAUGCUGGAGAGUUAUUGCGAUAAAACGUUUAACAGUGAUCUAAUAAGUUUUGUUUAAAAGUUCCACUAGUUUUGAACAUAUUAGAUAUCAGUGGCAGUGAUGAAUAUUUAACAAAAGUAAAUUUUAUUUGGUGAGAUGAAAAAGCACCAGAUUGGCUAGACAUAGCCGGAUGCGGCGGUUAAGAUAAUGACCACGUUCAAGGACCUUUUGGAUGGUUCAUUGGGCCGACAAGUAUGAUCAGCAUUCGAGGGUCAACGAGCCGCGUCAAUUCAACUCGUAUAAUUAAGUAAAUUAGGCGCUAACGUUUAUAAAUAUAUAUGUAUAUAUAUCUAUCUAUAGUGUAGUGAAGCAUACAUAUAUAUACGAGCUCCAAAAACAGGUUUCAUAAAAUGUCUCAACGAGGUACAUCUCCCAAUUGUGGUAAUACGGAUAUUAAUAAUCAGCCACGAAAUAUUCGGGUGGUUGAUUAUGAUGAGGAAGAUGAUUGGAACAACUCCCGUAAAAGUUCGAAUAACCAUCAAGCAGAGUUAAGCCAUCUUCAGCAUCGCCGUGUAGAAUCACCUUUACAUCCAAUCCAACACACCAGAGCACGGCCAAACCACAGUCCAAUAUUUUCCGCAGACUCCACCUACAGUACAAGAAUGGAUCUUUCAGAUUUGACAGACGUUGGUCCAACUAACGCGCGUGACGAUAUAGAUUCACAGAAAAUCCGGUUGUACUUUCCCCCAAAUCAUCAGAACAAUACCUAUUGUAGUAGAAGCUUACUGCCUACUGAAUCUCCGUAUUUGCUCCAGUCACAUGCUCCAAUAAACGAUACCGAUCUUGCUAAUGAAAGAGCCAGUCAUUAUCAUUGCGCAAUGGAGGAGCAAAAACAUAGAAACAAGCACAUUGAUGAAAGAUCAACCAGUCCGGCUUCCAGUUCAGAUCCAGCGGAAGUUCUCACUUCGCCGAGACAGCAUUCCAAGCACCGACAACAUCUAUCUCAUCGUCAUCGGACCGCUAAUUCGAGUAAAGAUCCUCAUUUAUAUCACAGUACAAUUAAUUCUGGUCAAUUAAAUCAUCAGCAUUCUUUCCCGCUGGCUGACAGGCAUCGCCAACAAAAUAUCUGUCAUCGAUAUCAUGAAAUCGGUCAGCCGGCAUCCUGUUCUCCAGUUUGUGAUUCUGGUAUUAGAGAAGACGACAGGUCAUCUUCGGUGCAGUCGAAUCAUCGAGAUCGCUUAUCUAGUUGCGAUGACAUAAACGCAAUGUGUUCAAUAGUUGGUACGGGAACAACAACUACCGCAACCAUGUCCGGCAAUCUUCUAUCUCCAUUGCCUAACGUCACUGUAGCGAAUUAUCAUCAUCGUGCCAGCUCCGGUAUCUCCUGCGAAUCAUCAACCUCCUCGCCUAGUAUUAGGAAUCAUGGUACGCUUGAGAACUGCGUGACUGAGAGGCAUCGAAAUUUAUCCCGUCAUAAUCACGUGAUACAGCCUUAUGCUCUGGAUCCUCCACAACGUGUUCAGAGUGUUCAUCCACGUGAAACAAAGAGUCCACUUCUUAUUGGGUUUGAUUCUAUCCAGAUGACACCAACUUUAUCAAAAAAUAAAUGCCGGUGCCACAUUGAUCAUUCACAACAACAACAAAUACAAUUACAGCAGCAUCACCAGCAAGAACAGCUUCAGCAGCAGGGUCACCAGUCUCACCAUCACCACCAUCAUCAUUAUCACCAGCAUCAGCAAUACAGCAAUCAAGAUAAACGAAGUCCAGAAACUGAAAAUAAUGAUAACAGUAUCGUUGCGGUGACAUCACGAAUUCAUCAACCUCCCGCAUUACCUCCUAGACCACCACCUCGGUCAAAUAGACGAUGUGAUGCAACUCCGUAUGAUCGAACAGAUAAUGGCGAAGGAAAUUGUUGUAAAAAGUAUGUCGUGCUUUGCUGUCUCUGUGGGGGUCUCAGUGCCGCUGUUGGAUGUCUCUUCCUCGCUGUUCAUGCCGUAUUAUCAGCCCACACAGCAAGUCUUGCGCUAUUUGAAACUGUACCAUCAUACAUUCCAGGAAUAAUGUUGAUAUUGAUGGGCUUGUUUACGAUGAUUCUAGCAAGACGCAAACACCGAUACGGUAUUUUGAUGAAAAUAUGCGGUUCAGUUGGAGUCGUAUGUGCACUAGUCUGUGUCCUCGUCACGGUCACAACAACAGUCGUCCACAUGUCAAGGCUGCAAGGUCUUCGCGAGUGCGUUUAUACAGCACGUGCAAGAUCAUGCACUUGUUACGGGGCACCCCAAGGUCGCGGUGGUGAUCCAGGUGUGUUAUUUGAAGGUACUCCUCACUGCGAAGCUGUCCAUGGUGCCCUUUAUGCUUGUUUAAGAGCGCUAUUCGGUGUUUCUGUAGCUGGUAUUUUAGCUUGCAUAUUUUCUUGUAUGCUAGUUUAUCAAUUACUCAGUCACGAAAAGAAAAAAAUGUACUGGGAGCAGCUUGAAUUGAGAUGCAGAUCUCUGUACGGACAUGGAGGCGGCGGAAAUAUGGCUGGCGUACCAGUAGGUUCUUGUGGUUGCUGUAAUGACUGUGGUGGCGUUAAUCCUUGGUGGGCACAAACUCCAGGGAAUUUAUAUACUCCAAAUCCUGAUUUAGCACCGUCUAGAAGAUGGCGGUUACCCUGGUCACGGUCACGAGGUCCGGCACCGACUCCCGAUUCCAAUUAUGGCUUUCAUGCACAAUCUAUGAGACAAGCUGCCGAUGUUAAUGAUUCAACACGAGAAAACACUACGGCAAUACCGAACCCCUAUGGUCUUCUUGACUCCCGACAACCUCACGCUUCUUACUCCGUCCUUAAUGCUCAAAACACGUCUUACACAGCAAACACCGAGUCUUACAGUGUACUUGAAACUCCUGUCCCUCUAUGGGGACCUCCGCCUCCAUACAGUGAUCCCAAUAGUCCAGCAAGAAGGCCACAAAUAGUUGAACCCAAAGUAGCAUCUUCUGCUGGUUCUACGACCUCUUCUACACCAGCCACUGGUGCGUCCCCAGCUCAGCCAUUGCCUCCUUCAUUGAGAAUCGCCACCGUUAAGAGGACAGCCGAAAAUUUUGAAGCUAUCGAAGAUCCUCAUGGAUCGAGGACCCUCCAGCAUUGUACGCCUUCCGAUAACUACGAGAAUACUGAAAAACUAUCAAACACUACUGAACAAGAAUGCAGUGGGGCGCAUGAAGGGGCGGCUAUAAAAACCAGACGAUCAAGAAGAAAUUUAAAGGGUGUUGAAAAUGACGGUUUUCAAAAAGAACUGAACAACCAAAUGUCAAAUAGUAAACAAUCUGAAAGUGAAUUAUACUUUGGAGAUGUUUCUUCUUGUUGUGGACCUGAAAGCAGUUUAUAUGAAAUGACCGUCGACAAAGAAUUAACAGACGAGAUUCAGCAACAGCAACAACAAGAACAACAACAGCAGCAACAGCAAUCAGAUUACAUGCCAUCACGAAUGGCCAAACAACGUCUUUCAAAGCGAUCUCGACUCCCACUUCCUCUAUUACCUCAGAAUCAAACGUCAUCCCAUCAAGAUAUAAAUCUUGAUGGUGCGAAUGAACGAAGUUAUAGCAAUAGUGAUGAAACAAUGACAAAUUCAGGGGCAUUUCUAGCUCCGGAUGCCCAGUAUGAAGUUAUUCAACAAGGCGCACAUUAUGGUUACUACAUUUCUAAAGAGAAUGAUUAUCGAGAUGCGCCAUCAAGCUACUCGUUUUAUCCACGAGAUCCAACUAAUUCUGAAAUUCCACACGAAUAUCGAGGGAUCGUUAAAGACGAAGAUAAUGAACAUAGUAAUUCAUUGAGCGGAGUUGGUAGUUUAGAUAAUGAUUUAUCACACGACAAAGUAGUUAGUAGAAGAACCGAACAUCAGUGCUGUACGAAUAACGUUACAGACAUUAAUUCCGAAUGGCAGAAUGUGGAGCAACAGUCAAACUCAGACGACGGUGUCUGUCCAAUAAAUGUUUGAUUUAAUUAAUUGUUGAAAUUAAAAUAAUUAUUAUUUUUUCUUCGGUUUGUAUUAUUAACAGUAGGGUAAAUAAAAUGAAGAAAAAAGGCUGUCUAUUAAAUCAUAGUAGAUAAAAAAAAUCGAGUAGAUAAAUUGAAUAACAAAAAAAAAUUACCAUCAUAGUAUUGCACUUAGAUGAAGUAAUUUAAAGUUAAUUUUAUUUGUUAUUAAAUAUAAUGGUGUAAAAAAAUAAUAAAUAAUUUUCACCCGCCGAUGGACCAAGGACAAUAUUUACGGAAUACAAAUUAAUAUACAUUUAAUGAUAUUAAUAAUAUUUAAAGAUAUAUUAAUUAAUCAAUUAAUUAUUGUUUUUUCUUCUUAUAUAUAUACGUACAAUAUUAUAGAUUUACGUAAUAGUGUACGCACAAUUUAUCGCACAAAUGUUCAUAUACCAAUGUGCAAUUCUUGAUAUGAGUUAUUAAUUAUUAUUAUUAUCAAUUAUUACUAUUAUUAUUAACUGAUGUAUAACUGAUGUAAUUUUAAAAAAAUAUUUUGUAAGCAGACUGAGGAAUAUUAACAAACUAUAAGCAAAGAAACGUAAAGAAAACAAUAACGAAAACGUAUAAAAAUCAAUAAUUUAUUAAUAAAAAUAAUUAAAAUUCUUAUUAAUAAUAACGAUAAUAGUUUUAACGUUAAUCACAGUUGAGUAAACUAAAGCGUACCUUCAAACAACUUCCGGUUGUGAAGUUUGUCUAUGAUCAUUGUAGAAUGUAAUUAUAGAAAGAUAAAUAAAAAAUAAAAAAACCUUUGUUUUUUAUAAAUAAAACAAAAAAAGCCAAUAAAAAAUUGACUUCGAUUAUUUGCAUGUACUUAAGCCGUUAUGAGUCAUUGAAUCUAUUUAAUUGACUUUAAACAUUGAUGAUACUUCCGUUAACUAUCAAUACGCGUAUCUUAGGACAAAACAGCAGCUGUGUGAUCUGAGGAGCACGCGUGACACGCGCCCCAAAAUUUCAACGGUCGCAAACAGCUGCUCGAAAAAUCAACUGUACACUCGGUUUGUUCAAACUUCCUAUUCCCCUUUACUCCAUACAUUUAACAAGGUCCCUUUAAUAUAUUUAAAUCCCUUGUCAAUGUAAAUUGACAAUUACUCAACGUUUUUUUUUUCUAAUCAAUACGACUAGAACUGUUGAGUAAUUUUUUAAGAAAAAAAAAAUCAUAAAAUUUAAAACCCAAAAGAAGAAAUUGUAAAAAAACAGGCUGCAAGUUUAGCUGAAUUUAUUGUAUACAUAAGUACUAAAAGUGAGUAAGAAAUUAUAUUACGUUGUGCUGGUGGUAGUGGUGGUGGCAAUGCCAAAGUGGAAGUAGUGGGUAAGGAGAAAAAACAGCGGGCCCGUAUUACGAAUGAACCCUGUACCCUAUGACAAGCAACCCCUCCACAGGCCAACGAAAAACCGUCAUUCUCUUCUUACCAAGUGCAGCUGCCACUGUACUGUAAUGGUGCACACUCGAUUUCGGUUUUCAGUUCACUUUUGACGCUCCAACUACUCGGUUCAUUGUUUAUUCUCUUAUAAUUUUUUUUUAUUUUUUUAUUUGCAUUAUUAAUUUUUAACUUGUUGCAAUAGUAAAUUAAAAUUUUCGACUCUUAAAUGAAGAAAUAAAAAAUGUGCAGUAAAGUUAAUAUAGAUUCAACAAGGCAGUUAAUAAGUGCGCCAAUUCGAUCUGUCAACUUGUCGUUAGAAACGUGGAGAAGGCCUUCGGUAAUCAGUAGUGCUCUGGUGAUUCUUAUUCGUCGUAAUUGAUGCAAUUGCUCAAAAACUUUUCGAUCUAAAUCUUUAAAUUUGUGUUUGAUUUUUUUAAAGAAA